This is a messenger RNA of Plectropomus leopardus (leopard coralgrouper), 698 nucleotides long. The record is from RefSeq and is a predicted model, not a curated record. NCBI's taxonomy places the organism in Eukaryota, Metazoa, Chordata, Actinopteri, Perciformes, Serranidae.
AGUGGAGGGUGCUGUACGUCAUCCUGACCAGCUUCAUGCUCAUGGUCUUCAUCCUGUCUGUCAGCUGGACCUUCAUCUGCUGCUGCAAGAGGAGGAGACAAACCAAAGUGAGGAAGAAAACCAAAUACACCAUCCUGGACAACAUGGACGAGCAGGAGAGGGUGGAGCUCAGACCCAAAUUCAGUAUCAAACACCGCAGCACGGAGCACAACUCCAGCCUGAUGAUGUCAGAGUCGGAGCUGGACAGCGACCAGGACACCAUUUUUAGCCGGGACCGACCCGUCCGCAGCAGGAACCGGAUCAGCGCUCAGGCCGCCCGCAACGGAAACGCCUUCGGCUGACCGGAUGGAGCGCGACUCCCUCGGUGACGCAGACGGGACUCGUCUGGGACGUUUUGCACUCUGACAGCCGCGAGUGGCAGCGAGAGAUUUAACUUCUUAAAGUUUGAAGAUGGACUUCAUUACCCAGAAAUCCUGUUUCUGUGAAGUUAAAAUGAACCAGUGUCCCAUUUCAGGGUCAAACUCCUUCAGCAGGACACGAGGACUUAAGGCCCCGAGGACAAACCUGGGACUCCUCUCACAGGACAAAAAGGGCUGAAGCAUCCGUGUUUGGGAAAAAAAAACAUGAAAUAUUUGGAACAUUCUUAAUCUUAAAACAACUAAGAACGAUUAUUUCCAUUAUCAAUCAAUCUUCCCAUU